GCUGCCAUGGCGUUUCGUCCGAACAGGGAUUUGCUGGAGCCAAAUUUCGAGGGUUACAAACUUGCCAAAGACAGAAAAUUUGAUCUACACGAACUGAAGCUGGAUAGAAAUGUUGACGUCGUUCGUUUGAGUGAAAAUCAAUUUUCUUUCUUGCACGUGCGAGCCUUUGGUCUUCACAACCAUUUGUUUGCUGAUCCAUGGAAUCCAGGAACGGCAUACUUCGUUGAUAACUCGCAUAGAAUUCUUUGCUGCGAACACAAAGAUUCACAGAUUCCGUUUGCUGUAAAAGUGGUUGGCCAAGUUUCCGAACUCAACUGCAGUGAGAGUCAAUUCAAUGUGUCAGUGUCAUUUCCAUCAAAAGAGUUGGCAGUAGUGUCUGAUGGCUGUGGAGGAUUGUGCCUCUUUUCACGGGAAGCUGCUUAUUGGUGUGUCUUGUGGACACAACAAGUUGCAGACGUUCCGUUCUUAGUAGGAGCAUCUGGUGCGCAUGCUGAUGGAAGGACUGUGGAUUGUUUGUUGAUGAGUUUGGUCGAAGGAGAGAGUGGAGAAACACGAAGUAUUACUCAAAGUCAAAUUAGUUGGAUUGGUAUUGAGAUGUUAGAUGAUAGUAGAUGUGACUUCAUCAGACGAUGCAGCUUCAGCACUACAAGCUGGCCUGAAAUGUUGACAUUUGAUUGCGACUGUUCUGCUGUCUUUAUUCUCUGCAAUAGCUCAGUAACUGUUUUGCAAUCAAAGCAUAAAACCAUUGAAUGCCAACAUGAAUCAAAAUCAUUGUCUCAAGAGGAUGACAUGUCAGUGUUGUUUGAGAGAGUGCAGUUCGUUCACAGUGCUGAAGAUAGUUUAAGUACUGAGAAAUUGAGGUCUGAGUCCAAAGCAACCAAAGAACGAGAAAUUGGUGAUGAAAAGUCAGAUGAGAAGCAAUGCUGGUGGUCUCAGACUGAUGAAGAUGUGAUUGUAUCAUUCAGCCUUCCUUCAGAUGCUACAAAGAAGGACAUUGUCUGCCACAUUAACAUUAAUUGUUUAGAGUUCAGUUUAUCUAAUGGAGAAUGUCUUAUAAAUGGUCAACUGUUUGGUGACGUAUAUCCAGAUGGCAGUUGUUGGACAAUGCAACAGAGUCGAGCAGAAGUGAGUUUAGAGAAAAAGGAAAGAGGUCGAUUUUGGCCAUCUUUAUUAGCAUACAAGGGAGUACGUCAAGCAAAGGAAGACACAAUGACUGAAGGUGAUAGCCAGGAGUGGCCAGUCAGUAGUGGUGCUGUUGGAAACAAAGAGUUCACUGAUGAAGAAAUUCAAGCAAUACAUAAAAGAUUAGAAAAAUAUACGUCUGAUAAACUAGAUGAUCCUGGCAAUGACAUCAAUGUGGGCCAAAGACUUAAUGAAAUGAUGGAGGAAUGUGACAUUCCUCUAGAUGACACUGCUGCUAUCUACAGAUUCAACAGUAAAGGUGUGUUUACUCACAGAUCCAGUUUGGGUGGGCAUCAAUGGUUGUUCAAUGUUCACAUCAAACACGAUCAUCCUCAAGCAGUGUGUCUUCGACACGAUGUGGAUGGCCUUUUAUGGCAACUUGGAGGGAAUAAUACUUCUACUUCUAAAGACAAAUGUACUGUCAACCAUGUUGCUACUUUUCAUGCUCUCGGUUAUGUGCAGGCAUCCAAACAGCAGAAGAAAUUCACCAGUUGUUCAAAUGACUUGAGUUUUGCUGUUAUCUGUGAUUGUAUGCGCUAUGUUUACAUUUACCUCCAACCGGAUGCUGUGGCAUCAAGUAGAAAUAGUGGGAAAUCUGCUAAUCAGUUAGUUGUCACAUUACCUCAUGGUGACAUUCUAGGUAUGGCUGCAUUUCCAGGAUUAGUUUAUGUUUUGACUAGUGAUGCAAUGUUUAGUGUGAAGAUUUAGGGACAGUUAGCAACAACACAAUUUGAAUGUUAGCUAGCUAAUUAGUGUGGUAAGGAUGGAAUUGCACUUCCUAGUUGUCUAGUCACCUUAUUGAUGAGGCUUAGGAAGUUUGGAGCCAGGAUUACAGUGUUUGGCUAAUUGUGUGUAGUGUUUGUUGUAGGGUUUAUUGUGAGUACAUAGAAAUUUGGCGCCUUGUAAGCGUUGUGAUUAA
This is a messenger RNA of Corticium candelabrum, 2101 nucleotides long. RefSeq names its product nudC domain-containing protein 1-like. The transcript has 2 exons. NCBI's taxonomy places the organism in Eukaryota, Metazoa, Porifera, Homoscleromorpha, Homosclerophorida, Plakinidae. The record is from RefSeq and is a predicted model, not a curated record. The coding region runs from base 7 to 1890 and encodes 627 amino acids.